CCAGCAGGCCCUUUGUAUUUUACGGUUUGUUUUGAGUUGAGUUGAGUUGGACAGGGAACACUAAGCGAAGCUAAACGGUCCUUUUUUCAAGUUUUUAAGGUUUUAUUUAAGCAAGGGCCCUCACAAUUAGCGUAUUCGCCAUGGAAAUUCACGCUUUGCGCAAUGCAAACAACCUUGUUUUUAUCGGUGGCAAAGGCGGCCCUGUAAACGGCGCAGCGAAGAGGGCCGUGUUUGGCGAACUGUCCAACUUUAACGUUAUCCACAAACCAGUUCAGAAUAAGAAGGUUCAACCCGUGCUGCCUGUAAAACCAAUUGCUGUUGUGCAACCCAAACGUGCCCAGGUACAGCACGAGAUCCCCCAGCCUGCCCCAGCGUUGCCCCCUGCUCAAGCUGAUGUGAGCAUGAAGGAAGAGGAACUCUGUCAAGCCUUUUCCAACACUCUCUUUCCAGUCGAAGACAUCGAUGAAGGGGAUGCUGACAUGCCACAGCUGUGUCCUGAAUAUGUGAAGGACAUCUAUGCGUAUCUGCGAAGGCUUGAGAGUAAGCAGUCUGUUCGUCCUCUUUACAUGCGUGGCUAUGAUAUCAAUGGACGGAUGCGCGCUCUCCUGGUUGACUGGCUGAUUCAGGUGCACUCGAGAUUUCAACUCCUGCAGGAAACUUUGUACAUGACCGUAGCCAUCCUUGAUCGCUUUCUCCAGGUCCAGCCUGUGACCCGUAAGAAGCUCCAGCUAGUGGGUGUUACCGCAAUGCUGAUUGCUUGUAAAUACGAGGAAAUGUAUGUGCCGAUGGUUGGGGACUUUGCCUACAUUGUGGACGAUGCCUUCACAAAAGCCCAGAUCCGAGAGAUGGAGAUUCUGAUUCUCAGUGAGCUGAACUUUAAACUCGGACGUCCUCUGCCCCUGCACUUUCUGCGGAGGGCUUCAAAAGCUGGGAAUGCGGAUGCUGAGAAACAUACACUGGCAAAAUAUUUCCUUGAACUGACACUACUUGACUAUGACAUGGUCCACUUUAACCCUUCUGAGACUGCAGCUGCUGCUCUGUGCCUCUCUCAGCUUGUGCUUGAUGGCCAAAAAUGGUCGCCAACCCAGCAACACUACUCUACCUAUGAUGAGGCCCACCUGAAGCCUAUCAUGCAGCAUAUUGCCAAAAAUGUGGUUCUGGUCAAUGAAGGGCUCACAAAGCAUGUGACAGUGAGAAAGAAAUACUCCAGCAGUAGGCUCAUGAAGAUCAGCCUUCUUCCACAGUUGAAGUCGUCAUUUGUGAAGGAUCUGGCUGCUCCUCUGCUGUCCAGAUCUUGAGAAUUGUGUUGGAAUGGACACUAAAACCUGCACUUUAUUUUGUUUCAGCCAUUUUGGGAGAUGGACUGCUGCUUUUUAAACUAAUGUACAUAUUCUUGGAUCGUCUGUAUAAAUAAACAUUUGUUUCUACUUUU
Molecule: messenger RNA, 1432 nt
Organism: Sinocyclocheilus anshuiensis
Lineage: Eukaryota; Metazoa; Chordata; Actinopteri; Cypriniformes; Cyprinidae
Product: G2/mitotic-specific cyclin-B2-like
Exons: 8
Coding region: 141-1298 (385 amino acids)
Biological process (GO): mitotic cell cycle phase transition
Molecular function (GO): cyclin-dependent protein serine/threonine kinase regulator activity
Source: RefSeq, a predicted model, not a curated record